Molecule: messenger RNA, 1218 nt
Organism: Brassica oleracea var. oleracea
Lineage: Eukaryota; Viridiplantae; Streptophyta; Magnoliopsida; Brassicales; Brassicaceae
Product: histone deacetylase HDT1-like
Exons: 7
Coding region: 101-1039 (312 amino acids)
Molecular function (GO): RNA binding
Source: RefSeq, a predicted model, not a curated record
AAAUCCGAACUCUCUUCUUCCUCUUUCCCAGUUGGCAGAAACCCUAAACUCUUUUUUUUUUUUUUAUCUCUCAAAUCUCUCGUCCUCUCGUACUCCAACAAUGGAGUUUUGGGGAGCUAAAGUUAAGGCUGGCCAGACUCUCAAAGUGAAGCCUGGUGAAAACUGUCUCAUCCACAUCUCUCAGGCUUCCCUUGGUAAAGCGGAAAAUGGAGUAUUUGGCCUCUUGUAUGCCACCGUUGAUGACAAGAAACUCCUCCUUGGAACCCUCUCUCAAGAUAGCUUCCCUCACAUCAACUUUGAUCAUCUCCUCUUUGACAGAGAAUUCGAGCUCUCCCACACCCUGGACAGAGGAUAUGUCCAUUUCAUUGGCCACCAGCGCAACAAGAAGAAGAGGGCUAAUGAAUCUUCCAAAACGCCUGUCUCCUUCAAUACAGGUAAUAGCGUGUUGCAACCUUGUUCUGAGAGCAAAACAAAUCAGAGGAAGCAGAAGAUACAGAAGGAUAAUUCUGAGGAAAUCAAAGAGAUGAAUAAAUCUAUCAAAGAGCUGUCUGAAGCUGUGAAAACGCUGCAACAGAUUCUAUUGACAAAAGCCGAUCUACCAGAGGAGAAAGAAACCCCAAAGAAAAAAGAGGAAGAUUCUUGCUGUUUCGGAUGUGAAGAAGCGACGGGAAACAAUGAGCAAACCAUUUUCGUCAAAGGGUUUGAAAAUGUGCGACCUAGGGCUGAAAUCAAGAAUGCAUUGAGAAACUUUUUCGGUUCUUGUGGAGAGAUCACUAGGGUUUAUGUUCCCAUAGAGUGUAGAAACCGCGUUCCCUUAGGGUUUGCUUUCAUUGAUCUGAGAAAGGGUGAAGGCAAUGAGAAGGCGUUGGAACUAAAUGGAAGUUACAUGGGAGGAAAGGAGCUUGAGGUGACGAUGGCUAGUCAUAGAGACGAAUACUAUGGCUUUACUGACUUUCAUGGUUGUGAACGCUGUCCAGUGUUUCUAGACCAUAUUUACUUCCCCUCCUUGAUUAAACACCGUCGUUCUGUUUAUAGGUGAGAUUCACCGUCUACUUCCUUUUGGCAUCCCUUACAGACGAACCACAGCUAAUAUAUUGGUCGUUUUACUGUUGAUGCUACUUUUUGUUUAUCUACCAGCUACAUCAUCAAGCUUAUUUUAUUGACUAAUUUAUGUACAUGUUUCAUGUGUUCAACCAAAAUCACAACCAAGUCCAAUCA